Molecule: messenger RNA, 677 nt
Organism: Trematomus bernacchii (emerald rockcod)
Lineage: Eukaryota; Metazoa; Chordata; Actinopteri; Perciformes; Nototheniidae
Product: rho GTPase-activating protein 20-like
Exons: 5
Molecular function (GO): GTPase activator activity
Source: RefSeq, a predicted model, not a curated record
ACUGUAGGAGGGUGCCACAGUAUCUGAUAAUCCAGACAGCAGGAGGUGAUUUUGGUUACAGCACAACCUUCCCUUGAUGGCUAAAAAAGUUUCCGGUGAUUUUGGGAUGGUUCGUUUCUCCCGGAGAAGGAGCACGUUAAUGGGAUUCUUUUCCCCGCUGAAUCACCUGAGGGCAGCCGGACAGUGAGUGUCUGGAGGCUGAUGGACGACAUGUCUCCACAGCAGCAGCAGCAGCAGCAGCAGCAGCAGCAGGAAAACACACGGCGGAUGAAGUCUCAGAGUUAUCGGCGGCAGUCCGCCCCCUCUAUGGUCAUCUCCAAGGCUCUCAUCAGGUCCAAGACUAUCUCCAGAGACAGCUUCCUGGUUCCAGUGUGUCCAGAGAGCUGCUCAUUGGUCCAGUCCCUCCUCCUCCCCGGCUCUGAUAGGUCGUUUCUUCUCCACGGAAACGCUCAGUUGAAGACGGGGAUGCAGACUCAGGACCGACACCUCUUCCUGUUCAGCGACUUGCUGGUGAUCGCCAAAGCCAAAUCAGCCAAUCACUUCAAGCAGAAGGCGCAGGUGUGUGUGUGUGAGAUGUGGACGGCAGGCUGCAUGGACGAAGUGUGUGAGGGGAGCACGAACCCAGAGAGGAGCUUCGUCAUGGGCUGGCCCACCUGUAACUGUGUGGCUAUGUUUAG